Messenger RNA from Dreissena polymorpha, 978 nucleotides. RefSeq names its product cubilin-like. The coding region runs from base 1 to 978 and encodes 325 amino acids. The record is from RefSeq and is a predicted model, not a curated record. The transcript has 6 exons. Lineage: Eukaryota; Metazoa; Mollusca; Bivalvia; Myida; Dreissenidae.
AUGGAUGCCGAACUUGAGUUGGACUUCACUUACUUUGAAACGGAGUAUUGCCAUGACUACCUAGAGAUCUUCAAUGGGCCAAGCACCUCCUCUCCCUCCAUCGGAAAAUUCUGCGGGAGCACAACACCAAGUGGAUUCAGGUCUCAGUCGAAUAGUGUAUACUUUGUCUUCAAAACAGACUAUAGCAAUACAUAUCGGGGUUUCAGCCUGACCUACAUGUUCAUCGGACAAGGGUUUCUUCGGGAAUUAACGGAUCCAUAUGGCGUCAUCACAAGCCCUUAUUACCCAUUGGAUUAUGAAAACUACAAUGAUUGUGAAUGGGCCAUCAGGGCACAAGAAGGCAAAAGGAUCAAAUUGGACUUCACUUACUUUGCAACGGAGAAUUGCAAUGACUACCUAGAGAUCUUCAAUGGGCCAAGCAAAUCUUCUCCCUACAUCGGAAUAUUCUGCGGGUGGACAAUACCAAGUGGAUUCAGGUCUCAGUCGAAUAGUGUAUACUUUGUCUUCAAAACAGACGGUAGCAACACAUUUCGGGGUUUCAGCCUGACCUACCUGUUCUUCACACAAGUUUCAAGUGUGGCAAUUGGCAAGACAGCGAUUCAGACGGACACGGCUAACGAGGGUUGGUCGUUUCUAGCUGUUGAUGGAUUGACAGACACAUGCUCAACGACAACGUCCAUUAAUGCAGAAUGGAAGCUUGAUCUGACUGAGUAUUACCUCAUCGAAGAAGUGUCCAUACAUUCUUCAGUUGAAUCAAAAUCCUAUGAAAUCGAAAUGGGACUGGCACGUGGUAAGUACGAGGCUGCUGCCAUCCUGAGCCCAUCUGCAUUCAGCUCAGCCACGUGGAGACCCACCAGCAAAGGUCCUUACAGACAUGUCACAGUAAUGGCGAAACCACAAAAUCAACCUCUUACAAUCUGCGAGCUCCAGAUCAAAGGAUCUGAACAACCAAAGAAACCUCGUGAGUCAAUGUCAUAG